Molecule: messenger RNA, 1415 nt
Organism: Benincasa hispida (wax gourd)
Lineage: Eukaryota; Viridiplantae; Streptophyta; Magnoliopsida; Cucurbitales; Cucurbitaceae
Product: WAT1-related protein At5g40230-like
Cellular component (GO): membrane
Molecular function (GO): transmembrane transporter activity
Source: RefSeq, a predicted model, not a curated record
CAAAAACCAAAAUUCAUAAUUCCGAAACUAACCCUUUCUCUCUCCUUCAAAAUUCAACGCAAAACACAUCAUUUCAUAACAGGUAAAACUCCGUGAAACUCCAUUUUCAUCGCUCCACAUUCUCACAGAGCGAAGAAAACCAAUGGAGCGCAGUUUUCUAUACAAGGAAUUAGCUCCUCUUGCCGGAAUGAUCGCCGCCGAGUGCGCCACCGUCGGCUCAAACACCGUCUACAAAGCCAUUAGCGGCCAUGAUAUCAGCUUCUAUGUCUUCACCUUCUACACUUGUCUCGCCGCCUCUCUCGUUCUUCUUCCUUUCGCCUUAAUCUUCCGCAGAUCUGGCGUUUUUCCGUCCGAUAAGUUGUCAUUCUUCCUCAGAUUGAUCAGCCUAUCGGCGAUGGGAGUUGGAUGUCAGCUAUUUUCGUAUAAAGGAUUGGAGUAUAGUUCGCCGACGCUUGCUUCCGCCAUUAGCAAUCUCAUUCCUGCUCUUACUUUUAUCUUGGCAGUUCUCUUUGGGAUGGAGAAACUAGCUUUGAGAAGCUCAAGCAGCAUAGCCAAAAUCGUUGGCUCGACAGUCUCCAUAACAGGUGCGUUAGUAGUGGUUCUUUAUAAAGGUCCAAUCAUCCUAUCAAACCCAUUUUCUAGGCCAACAAGAUUGAAUCUUCCUCCUCGUCCUUUGGGCUCUUCCCAACCAAAUUGGAUCAUGGGUGGCCUCUGCUUUUUUGCUCAGUACCUUCUCAACUCUUUCUGGUACAUUGUUCUGACCCAGACGAUGAGCAUAUAUCCAGAUGAACUAGUUGUGGUGUGCUUAUUCUAUGUGUUUGAGGUGAUAAUAGCUGCACCAAUAUGCCUAUUAGCCGAAGUCAACAUGGGUGCUUGGAAGCUGAAAAAUAGUCUGGAAGUGGUUGCUGUUUUAAACUCGGGAUGUGUGGGUCAAUCCUUCGUCUCUGCAAUCCACACAUGGGGUGUACAUGUCAAAGGGCCUGUUUAUGUAUCAAGUUUCAGGCCACUCUCAAUUGCCAUUGCUGCUGCUACAGGUGUUAUUUUCCUUGGGGAUGAUCUUCAUCUUGGAAGUAUAAUUGGAGCAAUGAUAAUAGCAAGUGGAUUUUACUCUAUAAUGUGGGGGAAAAUAAAAGAAGAGGACUUGAAGGGACAGGAUGGUUUCUCAAGCUUGGAGUCUUCAUCCAAAGAUAAGAUUCCAUUGUUGAAAAGCUGUAAAGUUCAAGAUGACUAAGGCAUUUUGUGAAUAUACAUAGAAACCUGCUGUCUGUUUUGCAACAAUGUAUUUUGAUCCAAGUUGUCAAUUUUUGGUUUUUUGGGAAUUGAAUCAUCAUCUAUUCAAUUGUAGAUAGCAAUUAGCAUAUUGAACCAAAUAUUCUUACAUGUAUAGUAAGUUUUAUGUUUAAUUGUUUCUUCUA